This is a messenger RNA of Dendrobium catenatum, 588 nucleotides long. RefSeq names its product calcium-dependent protein kinase 17-like. Lineage: Eukaryota; Viridiplantae; Streptophyta; Magnoliopsida; Asparagales; Orchidaceae. Gene Ontology annotation, molecular function: enzyme regulator activity; calcium ion binding. The annotation marks the transcript as partial. The record is from RefSeq and is a predicted model, not a curated record. The transcript has 2 exons.
GCAGACAUUGACAACAGUGGUACAAUAGAUUAUGGGGAAUUUCUAGCUGCAACAAUGCAUCUGCACAAAGUUGAGAGGGAGGAUAAUCUCUUUGCAGCCUUUUCAUACUUUGACAAAGAUGGCAGCGGCUAUAUCACCUAUGAUGAACUCCAGAAAGCCUGUGAAGAGUUUGGGAUGAAUGAUGUCCAUCUUGAAGACACGAUCCGUGAAAUUGAUCAGGACAAUGAUGGUCGCAUAGACUACAAUGAGUUCGUAGAUAUGAUGCACAAGGGGAAUGUUGGUUUUGGCAAGGGUCAGCAAAAUUUAAGCUUUGGUCUUAGGGAUGCGCUGAAGAUUGGUUAAGGUAAAUAUUAGCACAUAUUUUUCCUCGUUAACUAUGAGAUUGUAACUGCUAUUUGCUGGCUUAUUUUUUUGGGAGCACGCUAUUUACUGCAUGAUAUAUUGAUUUACCUAAUGUUCUGUAAAAGAAUGAGUCUAGGAACCAUCUUAACUAGUUAACUGUGUCGAGGAAUUUUUUUAAUGACAUUUUUCUGAAUACAUGCACACAGCUUAAUGCAUGCACGCAUUUUUGGUCCCUUAUUCGCAAUC